GUUGGUUAUUCUGCUUAAACAUUGGACAGAAAACAACCUCUGAAUACAACAACUGAUACAAAUCAACUUAUCAAACUAUACACAACUUGAACAACGUGAGACCUUCUGUAGCUUCAGUUGACCUAAUUGCAGCUAUGGCAAAGCAACCCCUUACGAAAACUAUCUCAGACAACUAUAAGAUAGUGAACGUGCUGGGAGAGGGGAGCUUCGGACAGGUCAUGAAAUGUGUCAAAGUGGACACUGAGGACAUGGUGGCUGUGAAGGUUUUAAAGAAAAGACACUCUAAUCACAGCCACACACGGGAGGUGUACAUGCUGGAAAAGCUCAGAUGUUUGGACCUUGAUAAAUCCAACAUCAUCAGAUGCCACGAGACGUUCUCCAGAAGGGGACACUCCUUCAUGGUGUUCGAAAUGCUCGACUUGAGCGUCUUUGAUUACAUCAUCCAGUCAGGCAAAAGUACUCUGCCUUUGAAUGGCAUUAAGACCAUCAUCAGAGACGUGGCCACAGCAUUAAAGGCCCUCAAAGGCAUGGGGUUGAUCCACACAGAUUUAAAACUGGACAAUAUCAUGCUAGUGGAUCAUAAGAGGCAGCCUUUCAGGGUCAAGGUCAUUGACUUUGGAUUGACGCUUGAGAAAACUGAAGUAAAACGAGGCCUGAAUGUUCAGCCUCUUUGGUACAGGUCUCCUGAGGUCAUUCUGGGUCACAGGUUUACAGGAGCCAUUGACAUUUGGUCUCUUGGCAAUAUUAUGGCUGAGAUGCUCCUUGGCUUUACACCUUUCCCAGGAAAGCAUGCAUAUGAUGUGUUGCGUUACAUUAUCAACCUUUUGGGUGAACCUCCAAAAAGACUUCUGAAUGGUGGGAUGUCCACAAAGCUGUUCUAUAAGAAAAGUCACAGGUGUUAUUUCUUCACUUAUUGGAAGUUCAAGAGGCCAGAGGAAUAUUUCAUGGAAACCGGCAUCAAGCCGAUGGAAUUGAGGAGACCAAGGUUUUUCUCUUUGGAUCAACUCAAAAUAUUGGAUAAAGAAAACACAGCAGAUGCUGAUGAAAGGAGUGACUGUGUUGAGCUUUUGAAGAAAAUGCUUCAGGUGGAUCCUAGGAAAAGGAUUACCCCAAAUAAAAUCCUGGUUGACCCGUUCAUAACAUUGACCCAUGUCAGGCCAUAUAAAAACUGUGGUCCCCUGGAUGUGAAGAACAAGAUCACUGACAGUCUGAGGGCUACAGAUGGCAGAGAUGUCAUAUCAGAUCCAAAGGCAUUUAUGAGAGAUUAUGACACAGCCAGUGAUAGCAGUGUCGAAAUGGAUUCCAUCACUAAAACCAUCAAAGCAAGACUACCUGUCAAAGCUUCUGACUCUAAUUUUAGUCAGGGAUCCUUGUGCUCACCUGAUGCCCCCGACCCCAAAAAGAAGAAAAGGAAGAAAGGAAUCUGGUGAUUCCUGCUUACGUGAGCCUAAAAUCCCUGAUGUGUGAUAGUCUGUGAAGAUCUGUAAUAAAACUCACUCUGUCAAGUUCA
This is a messenger RNA of Notolabrus celidotus (New Zealand spotty), 1510 nucleotides long. RefSeq names its product homeodomain-interacting protein kinase 1-like. The transcript has 10 exons. The coding region runs from base 135 to 1430 and encodes 431 amino acids. NCBI's taxonomy places the organism in Eukaryota, Metazoa, Chordata, Actinopteri, Labriformes, Labridae. Gene Ontology annotation, cellular component: cytoplasm; nucleus. Gene Ontology annotation, molecular function: ATP binding; protein tyrosine kinase activity; protein serine/threonine kinase activity. The record is from RefSeq and is a predicted model, not a curated record. Gene Ontology annotation, biological process: peptidyl-threonine phosphorylation; peptidyl-serine phosphorylation.